GAGGAAACCUGAGAACCUGGAGAAAGACCACACUGACACGGGGAGAACAUACAGACUCACACAGAAGGACCCCAGCCAGCAAAAUGAGUGAGCUGGAGGAUAUAAGCCGUCACGUUCAUGACAAGAUCUCAUCCAUACAGUGCAUGCUGGAUCUGUCGGCUGUUGAAUUGCCUCAAAGAAAGAAACUUGGACAAGAACUCUUUGCACUUGAGGGACUUCUGGAGGAGUUUGAAAAAUGUGUUGGUCAACAGGAAGAGCAACUAAAGCAUCUGAAGGAACUUGAGGAGUCAUCCCGGAAGGAUUUGGAGGAUCUCCAGCACUUUAAGGACAACAUACCUGCACACAUGCCCAGGAAGAAAGGCCCAGCAAGGUUGAGUCGGAGUAAAAACCCCGAUGCCGUUGUGGCUAUCGGGGUUGAGCCCUGUGGAAGUGAACCUGUAAUGAACCAGACUGAAGCAGCAGAUGUUCAGCCAGUCCAGCAGGAAGCCGUCAAAAAGACCAACAAGAGCUUCGUCAGAGAGAUUAUGGUCAUCACUAUUCCAGAGUUUGAGAGCAUCCCUCAGUACAUGAAAGGACGUGCAUCAUAUCAUCAACUUAAUGCUGCGGUGCAGAGCAUUAACACGGCCGUAUCGGCCAAGUACAAGAUCCUCCAUCAGCCGGUGAAAACUCUCAAAACUCACGCACGCAAGCUGCACAAGCGCUUCAAGGACCAGGAGACAAAAGAUACAAAAGGUCACUUUUUUGUGGUGGAAGAUGACAUUCGUGAAUUUACCCAGAUGAAGGCGGACAAACGGUUUCAAGGGAUUCUGAACAUGCUCCGCCAUUGCCACCGCCUUCGGGAGCUUCGAGGGGGGGGCAUCACCCGCUACAUGCUGUUAUGAAUGAACAAGCCUUAAUCAGAUUACGGAUCACGCUCUCAUUUAGCUUGUUUUUUCUUCCACAACAGACAACAGAGUUACUAAAUGGGCAUAUUUCCUGGUUAAUUGUAGGUAUAUAUGUAUAUAUACACUACAUAUGAGGUUUCUGAUUUGUCAGAUGUUUGGCCUCAUUGACUUAUUAUUAUAUAUACAGUAGGGCUGUCCUCGACCAAAGAGAUUCUUAGUGGAUUAACAUGGUUUAAAUCUUAUGUUUACCAGAGAUGUGCUCAUAAAUUUCUUGGAAAUAAGUCAUUCAGCAUGAAAGAAGCAUCAAAAUCGACUAAUUGGCUAAAUAAUUUAUUCUUAGCCAACUAAGACCAAAACACCAAGUCCGUAAUUUUCGUAUGAUAAAAACGUUACACACAGAAACCUUGCACACUGAAUCCGAUGCAUUUUAUUUUUCUAUUUGUUUUGUGAAAAUCCGCAGUACGAGACAAAACUGAAUUAUUACAUGGGUGCAAUGGAUGGCAAAAGUUCAAAACAGGGCUAAUGUAUGAUUGACAUUAGCAAGACGCUAUCGUCUAAGGCGAGGUCGUAUUUGAAAAAUACAGGCUUGGUGUGCAACGGAGGGGGCAGCUCUCAUAUUCAGCACAUUUUUCAAAGCAGAAAGUGACAUUGUGUCCAUUACACAAUGUGACUAGAAAGAGUGGCUCUGUGUGCUCAUUAAAAUGUACACGUUUUUCAUUUGCCACCUGUAUGUGCACAUGUCCACAUAAUACUGGAAUGUGUAUACAUGUAUGUAUGUUUGUAUGUAGCGGUAUAAAUUAAAUAGAUUUUUCUAUGUUUUGUAUUAUACUGUCACAAGUGUCAACUACAUUUUCUAUUUUUAAGCUAAACUAAAUAAAAAUUAAAGGAAAGAAAA
Molecule: messenger RNA, 1779 nt
Organism: Sebastes umbrosus (honeycomb rockfish)
Lineage: Eukaryota; Metazoa; Chordata; Actinopteri; Perciformes; Sebastidae
Gene: ska1
Product: spindle and kinetochore associated complex subunit 1
Exons: 8
Coding region: 84-881 (265 amino acids)
Biological process (GO): cell division; mitotic cell cycle; chromosome segregation
Cellular component (GO): outer kinetochore; spindle microtubule; mitotic spindle
Molecular function (GO): microtubule binding
Source: RefSeq, a predicted model, not a curated record